UCCCAGGUUACCUUGCGCACGCGCAAGUUCAUUCGCAACCCCCUCCUCGGCCGCAAGCAGAUGGUCGUUGACGUCCUCCACCCAUCGCGCCCCAACGUCUCCAAGGACGAGCUCCGCGAGAAGCUCUCCCAGCUCUACAAGACCUCCAAGGACCAAGUGUCCGUCUUCGGCUUCCGGACACAGUACGGUGGCGGCAAGAGCACGGGUUUCGCCCUCCUCUACGACUCGGCCGAGGCCAUGAAGAAGUUCGAGCCACACUACCGCCUCGUGCGCUACGGCCAGGCCAACAAGAUCGAGAAGGCCUCGAGACAGCAGCGCAAGCAGAGAAAGAACCGCUCCAAGGAGUUCCGCGGUACGGCCAAG
Messenger RNA from Zasmidium cellare ATCC 36951, 363 nucleotides. RefSeq lists its product as uncharacterized. Gene Ontology annotation, biological process: translation. The annotation marks the transcript as partial. Lineage: Eukaryota; Fungi; Ascomycota; Dothideomycetes; Mycosphaerellales; Mycosphaerellaceae. Gene Ontology annotation, cellular component: ribosome. Gene Ontology annotation, molecular function: structural constituent of ribosome. The transcript is spliced from 3 exons. The record is from RefSeq and is a predicted model, not a curated record.